Cyphomyrmex costatus is the source of this 1603-nucleotide messenger RNA. RefSeq names its product putative nuclease HARBI1. The record is from RefSeq and is a predicted model, not a curated record. Bases 488 to 1315 code for a protein of 275 amino acids. Lineage: Eukaryota; Metazoa; Arthropoda; Insecta; Hymenoptera; Formicidae. The transcript is spliced from 3 exons.
AGAAAUCACGUUUUUAAAGUCAAUCUUAUUAGAAAAUACCGUAAUUCAAUACUGUAUGUAGAAGUACUAAGCAAAUGCAUUUUGAAUUUGCCGCUUAAUGUGACGUAGACUGAGUGACAUUUCUGAUUGGUUGUCUGAAACUAUCAUGCGCGUGAGCAUACCCUUGUCUUUAUACCAUGUUACAUAUAUGCUGGCGAUACUGCUGUUUGGUAAAGCAUGCUCGGCAUAAGAGGAGUGUAUUUAUUAAAAAUAAAAACGAGAAAAUGUCAGUGCAAGAAUGUAUGAUCAAAUUUUGUAUGUUACAAAACGAACAAUAUAUUCGCAGAAAACACAUAAUGAAUUUAAUAAGUACAGGACGCCGAGCCUUAUUCCAACGUUUACUAAGGUUAUGUUUGGAGUAAAAAUUUAACUUACUUUUUACAUGGAAAGUUGUAAGUAAUCCAAUACCUCCUUAUCUUAUUAUGAAAGGCAUACAAUAUAGAAAAAUAUGAAUGAAAAAAGGAGUUAUAAAUUUUGGGAAAGUAUUGUAUUAAAUCAUUAUACUGAAUCGGAAUGGCUUGAAAGUUUCCGAAUGUCAAAAAUAAGUUUCUUGAAAUUGUGUGAUUUACUUAAAGAUGAGCUACAACCCAAAAUGCAAAUUUUAAAGGCUAGAGAGCCUGUAUCUGUAAACAAACAAAUUGCUAUAACUCUAUAUAAACUUGCUAGUUGUUCUGAAUAUAGAGUAGUUGGGAAUAUAUUUGGAGUACAUAAAUCUACAGUGAAGAAAUGCUUUUACAAAGUUAUAAAAGCUAUUAAUAACAUUAUGGCUCUCAUUUAUAUUAAAAUGCCAAAUCAAGCCGAAUCUGAAUAUAUUGCAACACAAUUUGAAAAUGUGUCUCAUAUUCCUCAAAUAAUUGGUUGCAUUGAUGGAACACAUAUACCUAUUACAGCAUCAGAAGAAGGUUAUAGAGAUUUUGUCAAUAGAAAAGGAUGGGCAUCUUACAAUAUUCAAGCAGUAGUAGAUCAUAAUGGACGGUUUCGUAAUAUUUUUGCUAAACACCCUGGGAGUGUUCAUGAUGCCGUGGUUUUCAAAAAUAGUACAUUAUACAAAAACUCACACGAAAUAAUACCACAGGUAGAAAAAUAUAUAAAUGGAAAAGCAAUACCUUUCAUGAUAGUCGGAGAUCCGGCCUAUCCAAUUCUGCCUUGGAUAAUGAAGGGUUAUUCUGGUUCACUUUCAUCUGAAGAAGAAUCAUUUAACGUCUAUCUCAAUUCAGCAAGGGUUUCAGUAGAAAUGGCAUUUGGAAGACUAAAAGUCAGAUGGAGAAUAUUAUAAGAAAGAUUGGACUGUAACUAUAAAUUUGUACCUCAAGUUAUAGUUGCAUGUUGUGUGUUACACAACUUUUGUGAAAAUAAUGACAGAUUUCUUGAGGAAUGGAUUACUGAGUUUGAAAUAUUUGCGCAACCAAGAGAACAAAUAAAUCGUGAACGAGGCAAUGUAUGUUCUACUAUUAUACGAGAAUGUCUAAAAGAUUACUUAUCUGCAAAUUUUCCUUUACGAAAGACGAUAUUAAGAUAAAAUUUAAACAAUUUUAUUUGAUAUACUCUGUAAAACUUUAUUGCC